GCCCGUGCGCGCGACAACGGCCUGGCGCUGACGCCGCCGAUGGGCUGGCUCACCUGGGAGCGCUUCCGCUGCAACAUCGACUGCGAGAACGAGCCUGACAGCUGCAUCAGCGAACAGCUGAUGCGGGACAUGGCUGACCGCAUGCAGCAGGAUGGCUUCCUGGACGCCGGUUACAAAUACGUGAUAGUGGACGACUGCUGGCUGGCCAGCACGCGGAGCGAGGCCGGCCGCCUUCAGCCGGACCCAAACCGCUUCCCGUCCGGCAUGGUCGCGCUCGGCGACUACAUCCACGACAAGGGCCUGCUGUUCGGUAUCUACGAGGACAUCGGUUCUGAGACCUGCGCCGGCUACCCGGGCCUGCGCGGCCACUUCGAGACGGAUGUGCAGACGUUUGAUGACUGGGGCGCCGACUACCUCAAGAUCGACGGCUGCAACGAGCGGAGCUCCGCCCUGCCGGCCGACCACGAGGCGUUCGGUGCGCAGCUGGCCGCGCUCGGCCGGCCCAUCGUCUACUCGUGCGAAUGGCCGCUGUACGAGCACGGGCCGCACAACUACUCGGCCAUCGCCGCCACCUGCAACCUGUGGCGCAACGCGCACGAUAUCCAGGACCACUGGCAGUCGGUGGUGAGCGUGGCGCGGCUGUACGCGCUGCUGCAGGCCGAGCAGUUCGCGUUCGCGGGCCCCGGCGCAUGGUUCGACCCGGACAUGCUCCUGAUCGGCAACAGCGGCCUGAACGAGGGCGAGAGCCGCGCGCAGAUGGCGCUGUGGUCGGUGUGGGCGGCGCCGCUUAUCAUGUCCAACGACCUGCGGCGGCUGGACGCCGCUUCGGCGGCCAUCCUGCUCAACAGCGAGGUGAUCGCGGUCGAUCAGGACACGCUGGGCGUCUUGGGUCGCCCGGCCACCGUGCGCUUCAGCCCCAACCAGGUGGGCUGCGGCGCCGCCGCCGGUUACGCGCUGCGCGAGCUCUUCAGUCACGGAGACCUCGGCGUGGUAACGCCAGUGCAGGAGAUCGCCGCACAGGUGCCGGCCCGGGACGCGCUCAUGUACAAACUGACCGUGCAGUAG
This is a messenger RNA of Pollicipes pollicipes, 1065 nucleotides long. Its product is annotated as alpha-galactosidase A-like. The record is from RefSeq and is a predicted model, not a curated record. The transcript has 4 exons. Gene Ontology annotation, biological process: glycoside catabolic process; oligosaccharide metabolic process. Gene Ontology annotation, cellular component: cytoplasm. Gene Ontology annotation, molecular function: alpha-galactosidase activity. The annotation marks the transcript as partial. NCBI's taxonomy places the organism in Eukaryota, Metazoa, Arthropoda, Thecostraca, Pollicipedomorpha, Pollicipedidae.